Messenger RNA from Oldenlandia corymbosa var. corymbosa, 2139 nucleotides. The record is from the annotation of a GenBank genome assembly. Lineage: Eukaryota; Viridiplantae; Streptophyta; Magnoliopsida; Gentianales; Rubiaceae.
AUGGCUGGAUGGUUAUCCGAAACCACUCUCAACGACCUGCCGGACGUGAUCCUUUCCAACAUAAUCGCGGCCAUUUCCGACGUCCGCACCCGGAACGCGGCGGCCUUAGUCUGCCAGAAAUGGCGCUGCCUGGAGCGUUUCACUCGGACUUCCAUCACUCUCCGCGGUAAUAUUCGCGACCUUUUUCUUCUUCCUAGUUGUUUCGAAUCAAUUACCCAUCUCGAUCUGUCCCUCCUCUCUCCUUGGGGUCACCCCAUUUUCUCAUCCUUCGAUUCCGCAACCCUUAUCGCCCAGCUGCUUUACCAAGCUUUUCCCUCUGUUACUUCCCUCAUUAUCUACGCCAGGGACCCAUCUGGUAUUCAUCUUUUAGCCCCUAAAUGGCCGCAUUUGAAAGAGAUUAAGCUUGUCCGGUGGCACCAGCGGCCGCAGUUAGGAUCUGGGGAGGAAUUGCUGGCUCUGUUUGAGAACCAUAAGUCGUUAAUAAAGCUUGAUUUGUCCAAUUUUUAUUGCUGGACGGAUGAUGUUCCGGCGGCUCUGACGGAACCCACGAUCUUGACGUGUCUUAAUCUGAUGAACCCUUCAUUUUCUGAAGGUUUCAAGUCUGAUGAAAUCAUGGCUAUUACCAAGUCCUGCCCCAACCUGGGGGAAUUUCGGGUGGCUUGUAUGUUUGAUCCUAGGUACAUCGGGUUUGUUGGGGAUGAAUGUUUAGCUUCUAUCCCUGUUAAUUGUCCUAGGUUGUCUGUGCUUCAUUUAGCUGAUACUACGGCUUUAGCGAAUUCUAGGGCAGACCCAGAGUUUGAUGGUUUCACCGCCGAGGAUUCAAAGAUUAGUGUUGGGGGUUUGAUUGAGUUCUUUUCUGGUCUUUCGUUGAUUGAAGAGCUUGUGUUGGAUGUUAGCAAUAACGUUAGAGAUAGUGGUCCUGCUUUAGAGAUACUCAAAGUGAAAUGCACCAAGUUGAGGUCACUCAAAUUGGGGCAGUUUCAUGGGAUUUCUGUGCCCGUAGAAUCGAAAUUGGAUGGAGUUGCACUUUGUGAAAAGCUUGAAUCGUUGUCCAUCAGGAAUGUCGGAGACUUGGAUGAUAUGGGUUUGAUUGCUAUCGGAAGGGGGUGUUGGAAGUUGAAAAGGUUUGAAGUACAAGGUUGUAAGAGGAUUACUAUGAAAGGAAUGCGAACUUUGGCUAGUUUGCUUAAGCGAACUCUGGUGGAUGUCAAGAUAUCUUGUUGUAAGAAUCUGAAUGCAUCUAUGUCACUGAAGGCAUUGGAGCCAGUGAAGGAUAAAAUCCAGAAGCUUCACAUUGAUUGCGUUUGGAGAACCGUAGAUGAAAUGGAGGAUCUUGAUGGGGUUAACCUUGAUUUUGACCUUAACAAAUUGGAUCAGGGUGAUGAAUCAUCAAGUCCAUCAGAUGCAUCAAUGAACAACUUUGAAGACACUGAUGACAAUGGGAUGUGCAACAAGCGGAAGAGAUGCAGAUAUUCUGAUGAUUCGAAUUGUUUUGAUAUUGAUUUGAAUAGCAGUUCCAAUGGUUUUCAUAAUAACUCAUGGAAGAAGCUUCAAUGUCUUUCACUCUGGAUUAGUGUGGGAGAGCUCCUGAAUCCAUUGGUAGACGCCGGGCUCGAGGAUUGCCCUAAUUUAGAGGAGAUCCAUAUCAAGGUUGAAGGAGAUUGCCGGGAAUGGUCAAAGCACGCACAGUCUCCAUUUGGUUUGAGCACUCUGAUGCAGUUUCCUCGCUUAGCAAAAAUGCAUUUGGAUUGUGGUGAUACCAUAGGUUAUGCGCACACAGCGCCUUCUGGGCAGAUGGACUUGAGCCAGUGGGAACGAUUCUACUUGUUGGGAAUUGGAGGAUUGAAUCUUAGUGAGCUUGAUUACUGGCCACCUCAAGACAGGGAUGUCAACCAGAGGAGUUUGUCUCUGCCUGCAGCUGGAUUGCUCCAGCAAUGCCCUUCUCUCAGGAAGCUAUUUAUUCACGGAACAGCGCAUGAGCAUUUCCUGAACUUUUUCCUCAAAAUCCCAUAUCUGAGGGAUUUCCAGCUGAGGGAAGAUUAUUAUCCAGCACCGGAAAAUGAUAUGAGCACCGAAAUGAGGGCAGAUUCCUUGAGCCGUUUUGAAGCUGCUCUGAACAGACGCCAGAUUAUUGAUUGA